Leptosia nina is the source of this 264-nucleotide messenger RNA. The record is from the annotation of a GenBank genome assembly. NCBI's taxonomy places the organism in Eukaryota, Metazoa, Arthropoda, Insecta, Lepidoptera, Pieridae.
AUGCAUCUCACCUUUGAGUCAAGAAGCAUUAAAACCACUGGCGUAUCCGUACUACUUAAGCGGCGGGGGGUGAGCAAGAUGAGCGGGGCGCGGGGGAGGCACGCCGGAACACGGAAAGGCUUUCGAGGCGGCGCUUCUGAGGCUCGCGCCGGCCUCACCGCACUUACACACUACGACAUAUAUCGGGUUGCGAUUAAAAUGAGUUGUCCGAAGAAAUAUUAUUGUGUAGAGAAUAUAUCCAUAUUUAUUAAGGACCGCGCUUAA